This is a messenger RNA of Astyanax mexicanus (Mexican tetra), 923 nucleotides long. RefSeq names its product nuclear factor 7, brain-like. The transcript is spliced from 4 exons. The record is from RefSeq and is a predicted model, not a curated record. Gene Ontology annotation, molecular function: zinc ion binding. Lineage: Eukaryota; Metazoa; Chordata; Actinopteri; Characiformes; Acestrorhamphidae. Bases 1 to 858 code for a protein of 285 amino acids.
AUGUGUCCACGCCCGGAAAAGCCUAUCAGAUCAGAUUCGCCCUGCGGAGCGUUCAGACUGGCCAUGGCAUCGUCUCUCUCUGCACUGGAGGAGAACCUGAAGUGUCCGAUCUGUUUAGAACUCUUCAGGGAUCCAGUGCUUCUGCACUGCAGUCACAGUUUCUGCAGGACCUGCCUGGAGAGCAGCUGGAGUCUGAAGGACGUGAGAGAAUGUCCUCUCUGCAGGAAAACCUCUGAGGGCUCCCUCCUGAACAUCCUUGUGCUGAAGGAGGCCUGCGAUUCAUUGUUGGAGGAGAAGAAACGAAGGAUUUCAGCAGGACCUCAAGGUUCUCUGGAAUCUCAGGGUUCUCAGGAAUCUCAGAGUUCUAAAAAGUCUCAGGGAUCUCAGUGUUCAGACCAUGCUGAGAAGCUGCAGCUGUACUGUGAGGACGACCAGAAGCUGGUGUGUCUGCACUGUGUGUCUGGAUACCAUGAAAAUCACAGCUUCUGCUCUAUUGGGAAAGCUGCCAGAGACCGCAGAGAGAAACUGAAGACUACUCAGGAGUCGUUGGAGGAAAACCUGAAGGCAUAUGAUGACUUUAAAACCAACUGUGAUGAAAUUACCAAGCACAUCAAAUCUCAGGUCCAGCAGACUGAGGAUAAGAUCAGGGCGGAUUUUGAGAAGCUCCAUCAGUUUCUCAGGGAAGAGGAGGAGGCAAGGAUCACUGAACUGAAGGAGGAAGAGGAGAAGAAGAUUAAAAAGAUGGAAGGGAUGAUUGCAAAAGCUGAUAAAGAGCACCGUACACUGUCCGAUCUGAACAAAGAAGUGAAAGAUGUUUUGGAGACUGAAGAUGAACAUUUCCUUCAGGUAAGUGAUUAAUCUGAUCAAUGGAAAACAGACUGGGUGUGAGGUCCUGACAGAAAAGAUUAACUCAUUCUUUUACC